CAUUGCACCAUGAAAUUCAGUGUAGGAUUCGAUUUUGGGUGAGACCUUUUGUGCAUAACCAGUUUUGGGGCCAGGUUUGGACCUGUCCUCACCCUGCUGCCUCCUUGAUUCCGUUUUUUUGGGAGAGACAGUGCUGCAGGAUGCUUCUGUCCUGCCAACAAAGGAGAGCCGGGGGUCCCUGCUUGCAUUCCCCCACCUCGCAUCGGGCUGAAGGGGAAGGGCAGGGGGAAAGCAGGGAUGCGCGGAAGGGAUGCGGGGAUGCGCGGGGGGGCGGGCUGCCGGCAGUCGCCAGGGCAACCUGCCGCCAUCUCUCGCCUUGCCCGAGCGGGGACCAUCCCGCCGCCCCUCGGAGGGACCCUCCGGUGUCAGGGGGGAUGCGAAGGCGGGGUGCGAGGGGGCCCCGGUCCCUCCCGCCCCACCGCCGUGCCCGGAUUGCAGCAUCCCGCCCGCCGCAGCGCCGGGAUCGGGCCGGGGAGGCUGGAGGGCUCAGCACCGCCGGAGGAUGCUGCGUCCCCUCGCCACAGCCAGAGCAACGCCACGCAUCUCGGAGGCAAGGAGGAAGGGUCCAGAUCCUUCUGGUCAUCUGAUUCAGGUCAAGCAGGACUUUGCAUUGCCAACAGCCCACAGAUCACACCGGAGUGGCUCCCAGUUGCUGCUGCCCACCGGGAGGGAGGCAAGGGGCUUUUUCAGUCCCUGGAGGAUUGAGAGGUAAAAUAUUUCCAGCUCGGUUUCUCCUUCUGUUUGCUUUCCCCUCAGCGGUUAAUGAAACCAUUGAUAUUUGUAGAGGUUGUUAAGGCAGAUGGUGGACUUCAUUCCCAGUCCAUGCUACCAGUUUGUCACUGGCAGCUGAGGUGCCACCAGCAGCCAAAGUCUCCCUGUGCACGGUUAAUGCAUACACCGUGCCCAAACCCCCUAAAAUCCCAAACAGCUGGGAUGCCCUGGCCCGAAGACAGAUGAUACUGCCCUGAGGAGUGACGUGAAAGCAUCUGGGCUGGGGGUGGGGUGGAUGGAUGGAGGUAGCAGGUGGGCCACAGCUAGAGCUGCCCAACGCACGUGGCCAAGAGGCAUGGCAAGGGACUGUGCUUUGCCUCUGCUGUGUGCCACAGCUUUCAUCUCUUUCUUUCUCUCUGCCCAUGUCCUGCCUGCAGGCUGGCCCCUAUCCCCAGCAGUGUCCCAUUCAUGGACCACCACCCAGCAUGAGUGCUGGCGCUGAGCAGCUCCCAGCAGGGCCCCAGGCGGCUGGUGUGCCCCUCUGGACCGUAUCCAGCUGGGCUGCCUCCGAGGUGCCUCCCAACACCAGUGCAGCUGCAGGGGAGGCUGGCCAGCAGCAGGGGCAGGCGGAGUGGGGCAGCAAGGCAGGAGAGAUCGCAGGCAUGGUGGUGAUCCAGUGCAUCUAUGCCCUGGUAUGUCUGCUGGGACUGCUGGGCAACUCCCUGGUGAUCUUCGUCAUCCUGCGCUAUGCCAAGAUGAAGACAGCCACCAACAUCUAUCUGCUUAACCUGGCCAUCGCCGAUGAACUCUUCAUGCUCAGCAUCCCCUUUGUGGCCACAUCAGCUGCCCUGCACCACUGGCCCUUUGGCCGGGCCCUGUGCCGCACUGUGCUGGGCGUUGAUGGACUCAACAUGUUCACUAGCGUCUUCUGCUUGACUGUCCUCAGCUUGGACCGCUACAUUGCAGUGGUGCACCCACUGCGGGCAGCCACCUACCGCCGUCCUCGGGUGGCCAAGAUGGUCAAUGGGGGCGUGUGGCUUCUCUCCUUACUGGUGGCCUCACCCAUCCCCAUCUUUGCCGGUACAGCAACCACCCGUGACGGCCAGUCAGUGGCCUGCAACCUCCUGUGGCCAAGCCCAGCCUGGUCAGCUGCGUUUGUGGUCUACACCACCUUGCUGGGCUUCUUGCUGCCAGUGUUGGCCAUGGGGCUUUGCUACCUGCUGAUUGUGGGCAAGAUGCGGGCAGUGGCACAGAGGGUGGGCUGGCAGCAGCGUCGGCGCUCUGAAGGCAAGCUGACACGCCUGGUGCUGAUGGUGGUCGCCAUGUUCGUGGUCUGCUGGAUGCCCUUCUACGUGGUGCAGCUGAUCAACCUCCUGCUGCCUGGCCGUUUGGAUGCCACAGUCAACAACGCCUCCCUCAUCCUCAGCUACUCCAACAGCUGUGCCAACCCCAUCCUUUAUGGCUUCCUCUCUGAAAAUUUCCGGCAUUCUUUCCACGGUGUGAUGCGCCGCUGCCUCGACACCAGCCUCUGCUGCUGCUACACCAGGGAGGGGGCUGCCGAGGAGGAGGAGGAGGAGGAAGAGCCCCUUGACUACUGUGCCACUCCCCGCGGGGAUGACAAGGGCAAGGGCUGCAUGUGCCCACCCUUGCCCUGCCAGCAGGAGCCCGUGCACCCUGAGCCCUGCUGCAAGCCUGGACCCCUCCUCUCAAAGACCACCACCUUCUAGGGUGCCCCAUGCCUUGCCAAACCCCAGAUAAGCAUCUCCAUCAGGCACGGGCAAAGGGGACUCCAGCCAGAGAGCGGGAAAAAUGCCAUGCCCUGUGCCGCCAGUCCUCACUUGUGCUGUGCCAUUCGACAAAAUAAAAAGCCAUAAGACUGGCCCGUGAUACAGUUAAUUACGUCAAUUGAGUGAUUAUUGCCAUUACCUUUGGCACCAAGGAGCCUCUGCUGCCAUCAGUGAUGAUGAGGAUUUCAAAAUGCAUUAGUGAACAGUGACUGUGGCAACAGGGUGGGUGCUCCUCCAGAAUAACAGAAUAUGAACUUCCCAUUCCUUCCCAAAAUAUGCUCUGAAAGAUGGAGAAACGACCUAAAGCCUAUCAGCCCAGUUAUGUCUAUAACAGAGUGUGGGGGUAGGACUGGACUGGACUUCUACAGCAGCUCUACAGGGUGUUGAGAGCACAGGAUCGGUUUGAUGCCCUUAUGUAAAAGGUAAAAGAAAAAAAAAAAAAAAGAGGGUUCUGAACCCUCUUAUGUUCCUCUUAUGUAAAAGGUAAA
Cuculus canorus (common cuckoo) is the source of this 2986-nucleotide messenger RNA. It is a transcript of the gene SSTR4, whose product is annotated as somatostatin receptor 4. Gene Ontology annotation, molecular function: neuropeptide binding; somatostatin receptor activity. The transcript has 2 exons. The record is from RefSeq and is a predicted model, not a curated record. Gene Ontology annotation, biological process: cellular response to glucocorticoid stimulus; neuropeptide signaling pathway. The coding region runs from base 1011 to 2438 and encodes 475 amino acids. Gene Ontology annotation, cellular component: neuron projection; membrane. NCBI's taxonomy places the organism in Eukaryota, Metazoa, Chordata, Aves, Cuculiformes, Cuculidae.